AUGAAUAGCAAUAACAGUAACAACAACGACAACUUUCCUCCUGUUAGUGGAGGUGGAAUAGGUCCUCCAGAUGGUGGCGGUGGAAUGGAUCCUCCAGAUGGUGGCGGUGGAAUGGGCCCUCCGCUGGACUUUGGUCCAAUUCCAAUUUCAUCAAUCCAAAGAAACUUGGCUUCAUUCUAUAUUCACUGUUUAUCAAGUCGACUAUUUCGGGAAGAAUUUUUGAAUUUAAUGCAUUGUAGACGACAUCAACGUGUAGGUGUUAUAACACAAACGUUGGGCCUUCAAGGAUCUCAAACACAAGCUCAACUAUACCAUUUGGAAGAAGGAAAAUUCACGAAAGCAUAA
Messenger RNA from Rotaria sp. Silwood1, 345 nucleotides. NCBI's taxonomy places the organism in Eukaryota, Metazoa, Rotifera, Eurotatoria, Philodinida, Philodinidae. The record is from the annotation of a GenBank genome assembly.